AAGCUUUAUUAGCCCUUUUUUUACCCAAAUUGUGAAUUCAAAACGUUCAAAAGUGACAACAGACAGCAAAAAAAAAUUUUAUUAAAUUUUAGUGAAUAAUGAUGUAAAAGAUGUUUUAAUACGGGAUAGUUUAAUUAACACUAAAAGAUGGGCUAUUUAAUAUAUUUGUAAGCCUGAUACGUACGUCGAAAAUAUUAAUAUAAACUAACUAAAAAGGGAUAAAAUGGAGAGGGAUCAAUCUGAUUUAUAUUUUUGAAAAUGAGAUAAAUUUAGACUUUUAGAUAUGUGUAUGGCACUUUAAAUCAACAUAUUUUCCAAAAAAAAAAACUAAUUAGCUAUUUUCAGAUAGUGACCAAAAUUCCAAAUAAAAAUAAAUAAAUGUUUAAGAAAAAAAUAACCGAAAGAAAAAAAGAGAGCGGCCGUUUUUUAUAUAAAGGAGAGAAGCCAUUGGAGGUUGAUACAACGUUUUGUCAUCUCCUUCUUUUUCUCUCUCUCUCUCAAAUCUUUUCAUGCGCAACCAAAUAGAAUCAUAAACUCUUAAAGAACAUAACUAAAACUUCUGAUCUAUAAACCAACCAUAGAUUCUUGGGACACUUCUUUGUUUCGACAGAUUCUGAUCCGUUAUAGUUGUUUCAAACGACACGGUUGAAACGUUUUCUCUUAUAUAAAAUAUCAUACUGCCUUUCUUUCUCCUCCUUCUCUAUCUUGAAAACUAGGGCUCUUCAAGAUCCUUUGUGAAGCUAAAUGGGUGUUGAGAAAAUGGUGUGUUUGGUUUCUCGCACUGGUCGUCAGUUUCAGAGAUACAACAAAGGUCGUCGUCAAGUCGUCGGAUGUAUUCCGUACAGAUUCAAGCUAUCAAGCGAUGGAAAAUUUAGUGAUGAAUUCGAAAUUCUUGUUAUUUCUUCUCAGAAAGGUCAUGCCAUGAUGUUCCCAAAGGGUGGUUGGGAGCUUGAUGAAUCUGUAGAAGAAGCUGCCGCAAGAGAAUCUCUUGAAGAAGCUGGAGUUCUUGGCAAUAUUGGGCAUCAACUAGGAAAAUGGGAUUUUUUGAGCAAAAGCAGAGGAACCUACUAUGAAGGACUAAUGUUCCCUAUGCUUGUUACAGAACAACUUGAUCUUUGGCCUGAACAACAUGCUAGGCAAAGAAUCUGGAUGAAUGUAGUUGACGCCAGAGAAGCUUGUAGAGAUUGGUGGAUGAAAGAAGCAUUAGAUGUUUUGGUUGAGAGACUCUCAUCGCCAUUAAAUCAGCCAAAGGAAAAUAAGACAAUUUCAAUCUCUAUCGAGACAAUGUGCUGAUGAUUUGCUAAAAAAAUUGCUGCUGAUUGUGAUGGGAUUUUAUGGACUAGUGGAUCUAUGUAGAUAUAAAUAGAUGUGUUCUCCAAUUAGAAUUGAGAGAAUCAUUUGAAGAGCAGAUGCAGAGCAGGAACAAAAAAGAUGGGUAGAUCUUUUAGGUUUAAUUUGAAGCAAUGAAAAAACAUCAUGUGAUUUAAGAAGUCUAGUGUGUUGUGUUUAUAACGUUUCUGCAAGAUUUACUUAAGGGAUGAUGAAGGAUUAGGAAGAUAAACAAAGAGUGCAAGCAAGACCUGUACAAUUGUGUUUCCCUCUGUUUUUUUUUUCAUCUCUUUGAAUUUGCAAUAGAGACAUUUGAUUUCAUGAUGAUUUAUGUGAUUGAGAAUUACUGAA
Brassica rapa (field mustard) is the source of this 1680-nucleotide messenger RNA. RefSeq names its product nudix hydrolase 17, mitochondrial. NCBI's taxonomy places the organism in Eukaryota, Viridiplantae, Streptophyta, Magnoliopsida, Brassicales, Brassicaceae. Gene Ontology annotation, cellular component: nucleus; cytoplasm. The record is from RefSeq and is a predicted model, not a curated record. Gene Ontology annotation, molecular function: pyrophosphatase activity.